Molecule: messenger RNA, 3057 nt
Organism: Ooceraea biroi (clonal raider ant)
Lineage: Eukaryota; Metazoa; Arthropoda; Insecta; Hymenoptera; Formicidae
Product: histone acetyltransferase KAT2A
Biological process (GO): chromatin remodeling; positive regulation of transcription by RNA polymerase II
Cellular component (GO): ATAC complex; nucleus
Molecular function (GO): protein binding; histone H3 acetyltransferase activity
Source: RefSeq, a predicted model, not a curated record
GUGACGCUCACAAACUAUUCGCUGCAUGAAAAGGCACCUUAAUGGACAACAGAAAAUCACCAGCUAGUGAGAAACAGCGUGAGUGAGAGGAAAGUUCAGAUGGCGGUACUGUAAACUUCGCUGUCUUUAGGCAUGCGCACUCCAUUUGGUGGUCGGGUCACUCGGGAUCGGGCCGAGAUUUUGAUCUCGAGGAGAAUAAUCGCGUUUCUCUCAAGCGUCUCUCAAGCGCGACGUGAUCCAAGUAAAUUUGAGGGAAGAAUGGUGUUCCAAACAAACGAUAUUAAUAACGAGCUGUGGUACUGUGCUCGUGAAGAAACUGAUAUCUAAGGAAAAAGGAAAAAGAACGCGCCAAGUUUCACAAAAUGUUAGUUAUCGGCGUGAAAGAUUUGAAGACUUGACAAGUAUCGUAACUAACACCGAUUAUUUUAGCCAAACUGUCAUUAUUAUAUGAAUACUGUUAAGAUUAUAGCGUACUUUGAGUAGAGUAACAGAGAAAAUUGUCUAUGAUGACUUCGGAACAAGUUAGCCAUCGCGCGAUAGUAAUUACCUCGGAAGAGACUCGACAAGCAGCUACCAGUAGUUUGGAGGCAGAAAAUAAUGGUAUUGAUACAAAUGCAACAAAGUCGCACAAUCCACAACGAAGUCGACAAACCAAUCUUCAGAGGAUACAGCAACGCAAACAACAAAUGUACAAUUGGCCACAAAUCAAGAAAUUAUUCAAGCUUGCAUCCUACAGUGCUUGUCAGGUGGAAGAGUGCAAAUGUUACGGUUGGAAAAGUACGCAGCAAUUUACAAAGUCACAGAAGGACGAGGCGCAGCAGUUUGUUAUAAAUCUCUCUGAUUUCUGCAAGAUGUGUACUCAUACCGUAGAAGAUCACGUUAAGCAUCUAUCGACCCAGCCUGACGAAGAGAUCAACAGAUUAUUAGGGAUGGCUCUCGACGCGGAUAACAUUUUCAUGAGUAUACACAGAGAGGAAGAUUCCGAUACCAAAAAGGUAUAUUUUUAUCUGUACAAGUUGCUGAGGAGGUGCAUCAUGUCCCUGACAAGACCGGUUAUCGAAGGCCCGCUUGGACAACCACCGUUUGAAAGACCUAAUAUAGCUAAAGUACUGAUGAAUUUUGUUUUGUAUAAAUUCAGUCACUUGUCGCCGAAAGAAUGGCAAGUUAUGUGCGACAUGGCAAAAAUGCUUCUGCAUUGCCUGAAUCACUGGAACUUUGAGUCACCUAGCGCCAGGCGAGUGACAAUUAGCGUGGACGAAGCAGCCACUUACAAAAUUAAUUACACUCGUUGGCUCGUCUUUUGCCAUGUACCUGCAUUUUGCGACUCGUUAACGCGUCACGAUACACCUUUAAUUUUUGGGAAAACUUUGUUACAAGCUGUGUUCAAGCCACUUUGCAGACAAUUGACGGACAAGUGUCACAACGAGAGAGACAGAUUGACACCGGAGAAGAGAGUUCUGAUCUUGACGCAUUUUCCCAAGUUCCUCUCGAUGCUGGAAGUAGAGAUUUACUCGGAUAAUUCAGUCAUCUGGGAUCCCGAGUUCAAGCAAGUAUUGCCUUCUCAUCUUCAAGUGGUCUUAGAACCGAAAGGUCACCAAACGAGAAAGGCGGGAGAAUUCGAGAAGAUUACUUGUACGCCUAACGAGAGGGAUAAUUACACCACGAUAAAUAUUAGCCCCGGGAUGAGAAAACUUGCUGAGAAACGUUCCUGCCCCGAAGGAUUGCCCGACGGGGUGAAAAAGCGAAAGAUCGAAGAGGCCUUCGAGGAUGUGCCAGACGAGACCGUUGCUGAAAUAGUUGCGACGAUUAACGAUCCGAAUUAUAUGUGUGGUCCUGAUGCGGUUUUCCCGCCGGAUGUCCCGCGCGACGAAACUGCGAAACUCGAGCAAAGUCGGAAGAUUGUAGAGUUUCACGUUGUUGGAAACAGCCUUACGCAACCUGUGUCUAAGCAAACUAUGCUUUGGCUGAUUGGAUUGCAUAACGUAUUCAGCCAUCAAUUGGUCAGAAUGCCCAAAGAAUAUAUAUCCCAGUUCGUGUUUGAUCCGAAACACAAGACACUAGCUCUGAUAAAGGGUGGCCGUCCGAUCGGCGGCAUCUGUUUUCGCAUGUUUCCCACUCAGGGUUUCACCGAGAUAGUGUUCUGCGCGGUCACGAGCCAGGAGCAAGUGAAAGGCUACGGCACGCACUUGAUGAACAUGCUGAAAGAUUACCACAUUAAGAGUAACAUACUACAUUUCCUUACGUUCGCCGAUCAGUUUGCCAUCGGAUAUUUUAAAAAGCAAGGAUUCAGCAAAGACAUCAAACUACCGAAGCUCAUGUACCAAGGCUAUAUCAAGGAUUACGAAAGAGCGACGUUGAUGCACUGCGAACUAAAUGCUAAGAUCGUCUAUACCGAAUUUACAGCGGUUUUAAGAAAACAAAAGGAAAUAGUGAAGAAACUGAUUUAUCAGAGGCAACAGGAAAUACGGAAAGUUCAUCCCGGCUUGACGUGUUUCAAGGAGGGUGUUAGAGGCAUCCCCGUGGAAGCGAUCCCAGGAAUUCGUGAGACCGGAUGGAAGAGUUACGCGCAAACGAGAACGCGAGGCGUAACCAAGGGAAUGCAAGGUUCCGAACUCGCGGAUUGCGCGGACAUGUCGGAUUCUCUGUACAACGCACUGUACAGUGUUUUGAACAGCGUGAAGAAUCACAGCACAGCCUGGCCGUUCCUAGAACCGGUGAAUAGAGACGAGGUUCCAGACUACUACGAUCAUAUCAAAUAUCCCAUGGAUCUCAAGACCAUGGAAGAUCGUUUAAAGUCUAGAUAUUACGUCACUAGAAGAUUAUUUAUAGCAGACAUGACGCGAAUCUUUACAAACUGCAGAUUGUAUAAUAGUCUCGACACUGACUAUUAUCGUUGCGCCAAUGCUCUGGAAAAAUAUUUUCAAACGCGUAUGAAAGAGAUCGGUCUAUGGGAUAAGUAGAAUCUUUGAAUUUUCAGCUUGUGAUACGACAUAUAUAAUACGAUAUAUAUGAUAAAAAGAGAAGGAAAGAGGGGAAAUACAGAUACAAUAGAUAAUA